AUGAACAGUAUGAUAAUAAACUUCUUGUUGAUUAUGAGGACGAGGAUAUAUCAUAUAAUUAUGUGUUGCAUGCAUCUUGAAAAUAAAUAGUAGAAAUUUAUACGCGUCUUUAUUUUUUAUUGUUAUCUAUGUUAUUAUAAUAUCACGUUCAACACAAUGGAGAUGGGGAAAAUUGCAGAUUCCAAAGAAGUUAUUUACAUACCAUCAGGCAAUAUCAGUGAUAAUCAGCAAGAACUCAUACGUGACGAUGAGCACAAAAGGAGAGAGACAUUGUUCUUACAUUUAUCUGCAUUUACAGCAUGCAUGGUCCUAUUCGCCGGCACCACAGACAUGGUAUGGACCUCCCCGGUCAUCCCCAAGCUGAAAUCCAACGACUCCGACAUCAACCCCCUGGGCCAACCAAUCACCGCCUACCAGAUCUCGCUCAUAGCCGGCCUGCCCGCCCUGACCCUAGUCGUGGGCGGCCUCGCGUUCGCCAAGCUGCCCAACCUCAUAGGCCGGAAGCGGGCGAUCAUGUGCAUGGCAGCCGGGAUGCUGGCGUCCAAUAUAGCGGUCGCGUGCGGAGGUCACGUGUAUGUGUACUACGUGGGCAGGUCGGCGUUCUCCCUGUUCCGGGGAGCUGCAAGCAUAGCCGUCCCGAUUUACCUGAGCGAGAUAUGCGAGGACUGCAACCGGGUGAAGUUCGGGUGUCUGAUGGGGCUGGCUAACCCUGCGGGGAAUCUUUUCGGGUACCUCGUAGGCCCUGUGACUUCAGUGCGGGUUUUCACGUUGCUAUGUGUGGCUCCUUUGGUGCCGAGCCUACUGUUUUUCUCGACCGUAGUACCAGAGUCGCCCGUUUAUUUGGCGAGUGUGAAGGAUCGAGUGGGGUCGAUCAGGGCACUGGGGAAGUUGAGGAUGUAUAAGGAACCCGAGGAGAUCGAGAGGGAUUACAAGAGGAUCGAAGAAGCGUUGGAAGCUAGAGCAGGGGUCAAAACCUCGGGAUUUCUGUCGUUGUUUAAGACAAGAGCUGUGCGUAGAGGACUCUUGAUUGGGGUGGGGCUCAAGUUGGCACAAAAUUUUGCAGGGGUCGUGGUAAUUAUGUCGUUCUUGGGACCUAUGUUUAACGACGCUGGUACUCGCUUGUCUGGAAAUUCUGUGGCUAUACUAGUAGGAAUUGUUAAAAUUAUUACUUUCUUGGUGACUUCGUUUACAGUUGAAAAGGUCAUCAGAUCAUCCAUCGAACAAUCGAACAUCGAAGCAAGAAGCAACGACAGUAGAAUGCCCAUAGAACAUGAAUCAAAUUCAUAUGACGUCAGAUCUCUGAAGUCUGAAUGGGACGACCGGGCUGCGUAUUCCUAA
This is a messenger RNA of Phaedon cochleariae (mustard beetle), 1338 nucleotides long. NCBI's taxonomy places the organism in Eukaryota, Metazoa, Arthropoda, Insecta, Coleoptera, Chrysomelidae. The record is from the annotation of a GenBank genome assembly.